Dermacentor silvarum is the source of this 1270-nucleotide messenger RNA. It is a transcript of the gene purple, whose product is annotated as 6-pyruvoyl tetrahydrobiopterin synthase-like. The record is from RefSeq and is a predicted model, not a curated record. Bases 63 to 632 code for a protein of 189 amino acids. Gene Ontology annotation, molecular function: 6-pyruvoyltetrahydropterin synthase activity. NCBI's taxonomy places the organism in Eukaryota, Metazoa, Arthropoda, Arachnida, Ixodida, Ixodidae. Gene Ontology annotation, biological process: tetrahydrobiopterin biosynthetic process. Gene Ontology annotation, cellular component: mitochondrion. The transcript is spliced from 6 exons.
GCCGUCGUUGCAGCUGUUGUUGCACUUCGUUGCACCCCCACAACCCCUGCUGCUGUUUCGCAAUGGGAGACGGGCAAAGGAACGGGACUGCCACACCUGUUGCAUCUGUCACACGGAUUGAAUCCUUCAGCGCAUCGCAUCGUUUGCACAGCCCAUGCCUUUCCGAUGCUGAAAAUGCUGCGAUUUUCGGAAAAUGCAACAACCCAAAUGGUCAUGGUCACAACUAUAAAUUGGAGGUUACAGUCACUGGCCCUGUAGACAAAGACACGGGAAUGGUAAUUAACAUCACAGACCUCAAGAAGUACAUACAGAGCGAAGUGAUGGAUGCUCUUGAUCACAAGAAUCUGGACAAGGAUGUGCCAUAUUUUGAAAAAGCAGUCAGCUGGCAGUUCCUCAAAUUGGUGUUUGCACAACCUCAUGCUCUGUACUUCACCGGGCCCACACCAAUGCCAAUAUUGACAAGUGUGCAACAAAUGAUAAGUUCAAUGGAAACUAACAACCACUGUCCACGCUAUUCCAUGCCAGAAGUUCAAAUGCACAAGAACAGGAAAAAAAAGAUAAAAAAUGAAAAAAAAAGGAAGGUUUAUUUAUUUAUUUUUUCUUUCAGAAUAAAAUGCAUGGUAUUUUCCUAAUUACUUGUGAAUAGAAAGGAUUGCACACCGAAACAGAUCAACAGUUCUGAAUAUGUACAUAUGUUGAAUUUACGGUGCCAGAAGGACAAGUGCUAUACUGUAGAGCAACUCCAUCUAAGACAUCUUUUAGGUAGCCACAAUACAGCAGAGAAGAAAGUACCAGAGGAGAGACCGACUUGGCUGCGACGUUAGAACUUUCCCUUGUGGAGUAACCUUGCACAUGCCCAUGAGCAUCCUCUAGAUUGAUUCUGAAAUGUCACACCUAAUAACAUGUGCAGUGCAGUACUGCAAGGCUUUGUGAUGCACACAGUGACUGCUGAUAUUUCUUUUUUAAUUUAGAAAAAGAUUUUGCACUUGCCACUGCUUUGUUUAUGCCCAUAUUUUUACAGUCAGCGGUGAAGGACCUAAAGAAUAAAGAAUGGGCAUAACGCUAGAACAGGGCCUCUCAAGGUAUGAAGGCAAACAGGAAUAGAAGACCACUAGUGGCAGUUGCUCAGCAUUCUGUUUAGCUAUCGUUGAGGCUGCUUUGCACAUCUGAGAAACAUAACUGCAAGCACUUUUGCCUAAUGAGCCUGUAAAUUAGCUGUUCUCAGUGGUGGCUUUCAUAUCCAUAAAAAUUAUAGCGCGCACCCUCGUGC